AUGGAUUAUCUGUUCUGGAGAAAGAAUAGUUUCAUCGAGCCGGAAAAUGACAGAGAUCCUUAUCCCUGGAUAUUAUGGUAUAUUUGGAAGGUUAGGAAUGACAAACUCUUCAGAGGUAUAGAUAGAGAUCCCUUGGAGCUAGUUCGACAUGCAGAGAGUGAAUGUCGGGCCUGGUUUGAUGCUAAUGAUGUGGUACGAUCAGUGAUACCACCUGUGGUACAAGAUGAUAUUCAUGAGGCACCCCAAGCCAUAAGCUUGGGUAACAUCUGCUUGUUAGAUGGAUCUUGGACACAUCCUGCUCAAUUUAGUGGAUGCGGCUGGUUAUGGAUGGACAGUGCUGGGAACUCUCAACUCAUGGGAACAAAGAAUUUCACUCGACUUGAAUCAGCCUUGCAUACGGAAGUAGAAGCACUACGGUGGGCGAUGGAGAAUAUGCUACAACAUUCGACAUGUCAGAGCUUCGGGACAGACAGCAAGGAACUGAUUGCAAUGAUUAAGGACCCACAGGCGUGGCCAAGCUUUGCGACAGAAUUGGAGAGGAUAGAGACGUUACAGAUAUGCUUCCCGGACUUCAACAUCAUUCAUCUUGUGGGGCUAGCCAACUUGGUGCAAAAGGGUUUACAAAAGCUGAUUGAGAUGCGCGUGAUCAGACACCUUUUGCUAGGCUAUUCAUACGGAAUUUUAAAGCUCUAG
Brassica napus (rape) is the source of this 693-nucleotide messenger RNA. RefSeq lists its product as uncharacterized. The record is from RefSeq and is a predicted model, not a curated record. The transcript is spliced from 2 exons. Gene Ontology annotation, molecular function: nucleic acid binding; RNA-DNA hybrid ribonuclease activity. Lineage: Eukaryota; Viridiplantae; Streptophyta; Magnoliopsida; Brassicales; Brassicaceae. Bases 1 to 693 code for a protein of 230 amino acids.